Messenger RNA from Aegilops tauschii subsp. strangulata, 531 nucleotides. Its product is annotated as probable carboxylesterase 13. Lineage: Eukaryota; Viridiplantae; Streptophyta; Magnoliopsida; Poales; Poaceae. The record is from RefSeq and is a predicted model, not a curated record.
AUGGAUCCCGACUCCGAGAUCACCGGUACAAGAGUGGCCGCUUGCAUCACCCCGCUCACCGGCGCCACCUCCAAGGACAUCCACGCCGGCCCUGCCCGCGCGCGCGUCUAUCUCCCUCCCGUCGCCUUCGCGGCCCCCGGCAAGCUCCCCGUAGUCGUCUACUUGCAUGGUUGUGGCUUCGUCAUUGGCUACCCCGCCCGGCCCUCCAUCCACGCCUACCUCAACGACCUCGUCGCCCACUCUGGCCCCAUCGAUGUGUCCAUCUGCUACCGCCUGAUACGUUGGAGACAUAUCAACCUCUACCGCGUCUUCCUCUCCGGUUACAGCAUCGACGCCAACAUCGCGCACAACAUGGCUACCCCUGCCGGCACCGACCCGCUCUCCGACUGCGAGCUACUCAUCCUCGCCUCCGACGGGCUCUGGGACAAGGUGGGCAACCAGGAGGCCGUCGACGCCGCACCAUUUUCCUUGUGCUCGGCCUCGUUGACGUGUGCGUUCUACUAUGAUCUUCCUGUUAAGUAUAGUUGUUAA